AUGAAUAAAAAAAUAAUAAUUUCAAUAAUAAUUGGAUUAUUAUCCAUAACUUUCGUUCAAGCAUCUACAGUUCAGAGUCAAUUUUUUAAUCCAUUAUCAAUUUUUUCUGGUAUUGGAAAUUUAUUUGAUGGAGUAACAAAAGGGAUUCAGAAUAUAUUUGAAACAUUUCUAAAAGAAAUUAUUCCACAGUCAGUAUUAGUUGAUCCAAAAUAUGAUAUAAGGUCAAUAACAUCAGUACAACAAGAUAUAUUGAAGAAUAUGCCAAUAUUAGAAAAUGAUUUAAAUACUGUUGGUGAGAUAGUAAAUGAAAUGGCAGUAGGAGCAAGUAUAAAUGCAGCAAAAGGAUUACAAAUAAGUCAAUCAGUAUUAAAACCAGAUAUGACAGGAGCAAGUGAAGUAUUAAAAAAUUUGAAAUCAGUAAAUACCACUGAUACUAAACAGAGUUUAAAAUCGGUAGCAAAAGCAAAAUCUCGUGAAUUUCUUGAAUCAUUAGCAAAACCAUCAGAAAUUGUUUCUGAUUAUACAGCACCAAUUAUUGUUAUACAAGCACCAGAAACUGAUCCAACACAAUUAAUGACAAUUCAUGAUAUUAUUAAAUGUAGGGGUGGUAAGAAUUGGAUUACUACUCAAGAACAUAUGAUAAAAAUGAAAGAAUAUAAAAAACUUAAAGGUAAAAAGAAGAAGCUUUUGGAUGAAGAGAUUAAUCAGAUUAACGAGUUACUUGAUGAAAAAGAUGCUAUAAUGACUGAUUUAAGAAAUAAGCUCAGAGCAAAUGAAGUAAAGAUGGUUGAAAAUCCAUCAGAUGUUAAUACACUUGAAAAUCAAUUACUUAAUCAACAAAUGAGUUAUUUGGCAGAAGAAAUUGUUGUAUUAGAUAAACAAUUGGAAAAAUUACAAGCAAAAAAAUGA
Molecule: messenger RNA, 909 nt
Organism: Cryptosporidium ubiquitum
Lineage: Eukaryota; Apicomplexa; Conoidasida; Eucoccidiorida; Cryptosporidiidae
Exons: 1
Coding region: 1-909 (302 amino acids)
Source: RefSeq, a predicted model, not a curated record